Carcharodon carcharias (great white shark) is the source of this 1668-nucleotide messenger RNA. Its product is annotated as chitinase-3-like protein 1. Gene Ontology annotation, molecular function: chitin binding; chitinase activity. NCBI's taxonomy places the organism in Eukaryota, Metazoa, Chordata, Chondrichthyes, Lamniformes, Lamnidae. The coding region runs from base 85 to 1668 and encodes 527 amino acids. Gene Ontology annotation, cellular component: extracellular region. Gene Ontology annotation, biological process: carbohydrate metabolic process; chitin catabolic process. The record is from RefSeq and is a predicted model, not a curated record. The transcript has 12 exons.
GAUCCUUGAUUAGGUUUUGUGCACGCACUGUCAAAGGCUCCAACAAACCGAAAACCAGUUUCAGAACAGGUUCAAAGCACUAGGAUGGGGAAGGCAUGUCUCUCGCCUGUGAGUUUGAUCUUCUUACUGCACGUAUCACUGGUCUCCUCCUACACACUGCUUUGCUACUACUUAGAAUGGUCCCCAUACAGAUUUAAAGAUAUUAAGUUCUACCCAGAAAAUAUUGACGCUUGCCUGUGCACCCACCUGGUUUAUUCCCAUGCCAAUACCUCAGAUGACAUCUCUCAAUGGGCAGAUGAACCUAUGUACAAGAGCUUUAAUGACCUGAAAGAUAAAAAUAAGAAUCUGAAAACACUUUUAGGGUUCGGAGGUUGGAAUUUUGGAACAAGAAGAUUUAGCAGCUUGGCAGCUACACAGGAAACUCGAGCAACAUUCAUCAAUGCUUCAAUUACCUUUCUGCGGAAGCACAGAUUUGACGGUUUAGACCUGGACUGGAGGUUUCCUGUCUAUCGAGGCUAUUCACCAGAAGAAAAACGACAUUUCACACUCUUGGUCAAGGAAUUGAUGGAGGCCUUUACAAACGAGGCACAGUCUUCUGGGAGGGACAGGCUCCUGCUAACAGCUCCUGUGGCUGCUAAUAAAUUGGCUGUCGAUGUGGGAUAUGAGAUAGCUGAGGUUUCACAAUACCUAGAUUUUAUCUCCCUCAUGACAUUUAAUUUUCAUGGGGUGUGGAAUAAUUUCACUGGACACCAUAGCCCCCUGUAUCGUGGCUCCGCUGAUCUUGGCCUCCAAAUUUACUUUCAUAUCGAUUAUAUUUUAAAAUACUGGAGAGACAAAGGUGCACCAUCAGAGAAACUACUUGUUGCAUUUCCAGCAUAUGGAAAUACCUACACCCUUAAAACCUCCCAAACAGGUGUUGGUGCUCCAGUUUCUGGAGGUGGUGAACCUGGUCCAUACACCCAUAGACGUGGAUUCUUGGCGUACCAUGAGAUCUGUCCAUUUUUGGAAAAUGCCACCAUUAAAUUAAUUGAUGACCAGAAGGUUCCUUAUGCAUUCAAGGGUGAUCAAUGGGUUGGAUAUGACAAUUGGCAGAGCGUUACAGCCAAAGCUCAGUGGGUGAAGGACAACAACUUUGGAGGUGCCAUGGUGUGGGCUUUGAAUCUAGAUGAUUAUGAUGGAACUCGAUGCAACGAAGGAUUUUCCCCUUUGACCAAUACAUUGAAGUCCAUCCUUGGCAUUGAUGCAUCUGGAUGUGAGACAUCACCAGGAACGCCAAAGCCAUGCAGUAAGUCAAUGACAGAAGCCAAAAUUAAAUUUUGGUGCUAUGGCAAGCCUAAUGGGGUAUAUCCUUUCCCAGGUUAUCCUCAUGCAUAUUACAAUUGUACUGGUAGAGAAACCCACAUAUUGAUUUGUCCUAGUAAAUUGCGUUAUGAUGAUAGUUGUCAGUGUUGCAAAAUGAAUGAGAAAUUAAAGCAUGAAAAUGAAAAUGAAUUUGAUAAUGAGCUAAUCUGCACCUGCGGCGGCUCCACCCAGGCCCACACCCUAGGCUUCCGUGCUCACCGCAGCGGCUCCUCCUACUUGUCGCGGCAUAGCCCCCGCGGGCUCUGCAUUGCCAGUGAUGGCCGGGUAUGGGCCCGACGCUCCAGCGCCAUCCAUUUUCAGGGCUAG